GGGAUAAGGAAUGUCCCAAAUUGUGACUGCGAGGACUGUAGCGAUGUUAAGGGACCUGUAGGGCAGGUGCUCUUUAAAUCUGCAUGCUGUUGGUGAGCUCCCCGCUGCAGGUCAGUGAAUAAUAGCGGUGCAGCACUGAGGCAUCUGGAGGACGCAGUGAUUUCUCUGCAGUGAUUUUUGUCAGCAUCAGUCCAGACUCCACACACCGAUGGCCGGCCUCAGCUUGCUGUGUGCGAUGCUGCUCUGCACCGCCGUGGCUCAUGCAAAGCCCAUGAUGAGGAAGGAGAGGGUGAUCCAGGACUCUGAGCUGGGCAGGAGGACCCCCGAGGACAACAAGAGCUUCCAGUACGACCACGAGGCCUUUCUGGGGAAAGAGGAGGCCAAAACGUUCGACCAGCUCAGCCCAGAGGAGAGCAAGGACAGACUAGGUAAAAUAGUUGACCGCAUAGACGGCAACGCAGAUGGCUACAUCAACACAGAGGAGCUCAAGACUUGGAUAAAACGUGUCCAGAAGCGUUACGUGUACGAGAAUGUAGCAAAGGUGUGGACAGAUUACGAUCUGAACAAAGACGACAAGAUCUCCUGGGAUGAGUACAAGCAGGCCACUUACGGCUACUAUCUCGCCAACAUAGAAGAGUUUCAGGAGGAGUCAGACCAGUUCAGCUUCAAGAAGAUGCUUCCUCGAGACGAGAGGAGGUUCAAGUCAGCUGAUCUGAAUGGCGAUCUGUUGGCAGACAGAGAGGAGUUCACGUCGUUCCUGCACCCUGAGGAGUUUGAACACAUGAAGAAUAUUGUCAUUCUGGAAACACUCGAGGACAUUGACAAGAACGACGAUGGAUAUGUGGACGAGGACGAGUACAUUGCUGACAUGUUUGCUCAUGAGGACGGGGGUCCGGAGCCAGAGUGGGUAAGAACCGAGAGGGAACAAUUCUCCGACUUCCGGGACUUAAACAAAGACGGAAAGAUGGACCAGGAUGAAAUCCGGGCCUGGAUUAUGCCCCAAGACUACGACCACGCCCAGGCCGAGGCCAGACAUCUGGUGUACGAGUCGGACCAGGACAUGGAUGAGAAGCUGACUAAAGAGGAGAUUCUUGAGAACUGGAACAUGUUUGUGGGAAGUCAGGCCACAAACUACGGAGAGGACCUCACCAGGAACCAUGACGAGCUCUGAGUGUGUGUGUGUGUGUGUGUGUGUGUGUGUGUGUGUGUGUUUGUGCGUGUGUGUAUGUGUGAGAGCGCGCAUGUGGGGAUUGUCGAAACAUGUUUGUCCUCAAAGACAGAAUCAGACUUGUGGACUUCCUCCCAGCAACACUAUCACCACUCCAUCCUUCCACUGAGUGGUGGGACAGACUCGAGGACGGACGCGCGUCGUGUUUCAGUCCUCCAUUUGAUGGCUUUGCUUCUGACAUUCAGGAGCAAAGCCCGACCUGCUGGACUUCCUCUCCGUCAACCGGUGCCUUCCCGCGGCGUCGCAGCAGCAGCCGCCGCUGCUGCAGAGUUUUGAACAAAUGCUUUUAAAAUGAACAGGUCAUUUUCAGAUUCAGGAACGGUUUGCAAAAGCAGUGGUAAUGUGAAAUGUCGGAUCAGAACAUUUAUUGUGUUAAUAUUUAUUUUCAGUUAUCUUUGAAACUAACUUUUAGAGAAAUUCAGUGUUCAGCUAGGUAUCUUUUUUUUUUUUUUUUCUUUUACUGAAAAUACAGUUUUUCCUUUCAAUGUUUCUGUUUACAGUCUUCUGGGAGAGUUUGUUUUUUUAAAUGUUGAUUUGUUUUAAUAAUGAUUGGUAAAUUGAUGUUACACAACAGGGUUUUUUGCACACAUUUGGUUUUAGCAUAGCCUGUGAACAACUUUUUUUUUUUUUCUGUGCUCUGAAUUGCUGUUUUUAGUAAACUUAAGGUCAACAUGUAUGUUUCCAUUUUCAACUUUGCUAAUAUUUAAACUGUUUAUCCAGUUUACAUUUGUUAGGUUUACUUAGAAGUGAUUUUAUUGUUUUUUUU
Cololabis saira (Pacific saury) is the source of this 1994-nucleotide messenger RNA. It is a transcript of the gene rcn1, whose product is annotated as reticulocalbin 1, EF-hand calcium binding domain. Gene Ontology annotation, molecular function: calcium ion binding. The transcript is spliced from 6 exons. Gene Ontology annotation, cellular component: endoplasmic reticulum. Bases 209 to 1171 code for a protein of 320 amino acids. NCBI's taxonomy places the organism in Eukaryota, Metazoa, Chordata, Actinopteri, Beloniformes, Belonidae. The record is from RefSeq and is a predicted model, not a curated record.